AUGGAAUCAGACAUCAAUAUACAGCCACAGGAACUUCUUUACUACAAUAAAAAGUAUCAAAUAAUCAUAUGCACAUCCUGCCAGUACGCAAUCCAGCCGACUGCCCUUGACCGACAUCUGAAGGAAAUUCAUGCUCUUCACCGGCAUCGUCGGCAACCUUACACAGACUAUGCCGCCAGGCUAUCAUUGAAACAGCCCUCAGAGCUCCUUGGUAUAAGUAUUAUUCUCGGUGAGGGCGAGGACUUUCCUGUGCCCGGAUUACCAGUCAUCAGCGGCCUCCAGUGUCUGGAUCCCAGCUGUGGACAUCUUUGCGUGAGCGUCAAACGGAUGCAGAGCCACUGGAAAGCGGAGCACCACAUGUCUGGUUGUGCAGCGUUAGACUGGCAGUCGGUGCCUCUCCAGACUUUCUUUCGAGGGAAUCUACUGCGGUACUUCACUCACCCGGCAUUGUCAGUCGUGAAAUUACCAGACACAUCUACUGAGAGUGUGGAUGACCAGAUUCGAGCUAUAUAUGAUGCCUGGGCAUCUCAUGCGGACAUGACAGAAUUUGACACGAGUCUUCUCGCUCAUUAUCUACAAUCAACACAUCUCUCUCUUGCAAAUAGGCACGGCAACGUCCGUUUAUGGCAGAUAUCUGUCCCUCGCAUCGCAACGUCGAACUCUUUCCUGCGCCAUGGCAUCCUCGCCCUCUCGGCUCAGCACCUUCUCAACACGGAGCAAGGUCAGAGCACUGAUCGCCAACGAUUAAUGGGAACGGCUUCUGAGCAUCAUGACAAGGCGAUGGCAGCAUUUCAGACCACGAUCGAUGCAAAGCCGUCUUCAGCACUAGAAUGUCACGGCAUUAUUGCUUUUAUACAUGCUAAUACGCUGCUCUACUUUUCAAAUUAUGGAAAGGAUUCGUCUUCUGGGGUUGAGGACCUGUUUCUCGCAGAUGCCAGCCGACCUGAUCUUGCUUAUUUAUCGCCUUGGCUACACUAUGUACGGCAUGGCUGUCACCUCGUGUGCGGCUUCUGGGACACGAUUGGUAACGGCACGCUAGCCUCUCUCGCUGCGUCGUGGGACAUACCCAUCAUGAUGGAGGAUGAACGGUCAUCCCGGAUAGCUACCAUUUUACUAUCCGCUCUGGAUCACUAUUGCUUUGAUGGAUGCCAAAUAUCUGAUCAAAUCCAAAACGUUUAUGUCCAAGCUGCAAGUGACUUGGCGCUUGCGAUCAAUGCAGCUCAAAAGUUUGGGUCUGCGCUGACAAUCUGGGACGCAAUUCGGUUAUGGCCUUUGACUCUCUCACUAGCCUUCGUUAAUGAAGUCAAGAAAGAGAGGCCUCGUUCUAUGAUUUUGCUGGCCUGCUACUGUAUCAUUCUGGAGAAGUUAGACGACGCUUGGUUCGCAGAGGGGCUAUCUAAAAGGUUGCUUUCCCUCACCCGUACGAAACUCCAGAGUGGUCAAAGGGAGUUUUUACAGGAGGUUACACAGCGCAUUGCGUCUAUCCUCAAAUAG
This is a messenger RNA of Clonostachys rhizophaga, 1494 nucleotides long. NCBI's taxonomy places the organism in Eukaryota, Fungi, Ascomycota, Sordariomycetes, Hypocreales, Bionectriaceae. The record is from the annotation of a GenBank genome assembly.